ACGUAUAUAGACAUUUGGCAAAGCAAAGAUAGGAGAUGGUAGAUAAAGUUGCUCAGCUGCCUCUUCUUCUUCUCUACUUUGCUUUGAUGCCAAGCCAAUUGGAUUCCUUCUUUCUCCCAAAACAACGUGAGUAGUAUUUUGCAGCAAUCGGGGAGGGAGCAGGGAGCUUCUCUGCUCUCUGUGAUUGCAUUCAUGGCCGCCGCCGGCGACAACCAGCAGUGGGUGCCCUACGUGCCGACGAGGGACUGCUCCAUGGGAUUCUGCAGCGUCUACUGUCCGCAGUGGUGCUACGUCAUCUUCCCGCCGCCUCCGCCCUCGGAGUUUUCGGACGACGGCUCCGGCGUCAACUUCUCCCCCCUGGUCAUCGCCAUCAUCGGCGUGCUCGCCGGCGCCCUCCUCCUCAUCUGCUACUACACCGUCGUGUCCAAGUACUGCGGGGGCUUCCGGUCGGUGCACCGGUGGUUCAACCCUCCGGCGGCAGCCGGCGACAGCCUCGAUCUCCCCGGCGGCCGGCCGCGGCGCAGCGAGGCCGGGUGGCCGCAGGACUCGCCGGCGAACGGCGUCGACGAGGCGUUGAUAAGAAAGAUCGCGGUGCACAAGUACCGGCGGGGGGACGGGGUGGUGCAGAGUGCCGAUUGCUCUGUUUGCCUCAGCGAGUUCCGGGAGGAGGAGAGCCUCCGGCUGCUGCCCAAGUGCGGCCACGCCUUCCAUCUCCAGUGCAUCGAUACGUGGUUGCGGUCGCACUCCAACUGCCCACUCUGCCGGGCCAGUAUAAACAUUCCCCUACAUCCGCCGCCGCCAUCGCCUCCGCCUCCGGCGGCUGCGACGGCGGAACGAGUGGUCCUGGAGGCGCCGGGAAGAGACGAGAUGGUGAUAGUGGUGGAGGAGAGAGUGGAAGAAGAAGAAAGGCGGGAGCUUGGAAAGCACGCGCCGCCCCAAAUCGCAGCCGAGCAGAGCCGGCACAGCAAAGUCGAUAUCAGGGACGACGACGAGGAGGAAGAAGAAAAAGAUCGCCGACCGAUAAAGCGAUCGUUCUCGACGGAAAACGCGUCGAACCAAGACAAGGUUUCGAUCGCAGACGUCCUGCAGAUUGGAACGGAGGACGAGGCGUCGUCGGCCGCGGCCGCCGGCACCAGUACGUCGGCGCACGGGAACGACGGCCGCCGAAACAGAGCACCGCAUGGCGGCGCGAGCAGAUCGCUCCCCAGUGACAGAUUCUGCUAAUUCCAACUUAUAAUUCUUGAGUUACUCGGUUGAAUUCGUGAAUCCCGAAAGAAUUAUUUUUUUCCUGGCAAAAGAAUCCAAUCCGAAAGAAUUCAAGCGUCGGCCAAAUUGAUCAAGAAGUGUCUCUGUGCUUUUCCAAUUCUUUCUUUCAAUCUUUAUUUCUUUUUAUUGCUAAUAAUUCAACAAAGAAAGAGAACAAGCAAAAGUUCUCCUCGUCGCCA
This is a messenger RNA of Zingiber officinale, 1445 nucleotides long. Its product is annotated as E3 ubiquitin-protein ligase Os04g0590900-like. NCBI's taxonomy places the organism in Eukaryota, Viridiplantae, Streptophyta, Magnoliopsida, Zingiberales, Zingiberaceae. The transcript is spliced from 2 exons. Gene Ontology annotation, biological process: protein ubiquitination. Gene Ontology annotation, molecular function: transferase activity. The record is from RefSeq and is a predicted model, not a curated record. The coding region runs from base 193 to 1224 and encodes 343 amino acids.